GUGCCGGCUGUCGCAGAGACCUCUGGGCGUUGUAGUCCGCGGCGGCGCGAGGUUUGACAACAGCAGCAGAUUUGGCGUGCUCGGAACUCAUUCCCCGCCGGUCCCCGCGGCCUGUGCCAUUGCCUCUUCCUGUCUGCGGGACGCGGAUCCCCGCCGCUGCAAGCUGACAGUAUUUGGGAAGGAGGUCUUCGCCUUCCUUCCACUUCUCGAAGACUGAGGACCUGGCCUUCUAAGGAAUGCAGAAGAGCAGAAGAGGAAAGUGGAAAGGAAAGAAACAAAAAAAAAGAAAAUGCACAUAUUUUGGGAAUAGUACAUGUUACCAACAUGUAUGUCACAUAAUAGUCAGUGGCAUGUUGACAACAUUUGCCUAGCUCUUUAUUACUGAAGAAGAAUUUUUCACUUAAAGAAAAAGGAAAGAAAAACCUCAGCAGGCUGCAUAAAUAAAAAAGACUAACUUCUUCAGUGCUUAGACUCUGAGAAAAAUGGCAAAUGUGGAUAGUGAUUCUAGGCAUCUUCUCAUCUCUGAGGUAGAUCAUGAAAUAAAUCCUGGACCUAUGAAUAUCCAGUUUGAUUCAUCAGAUCUAAGAUCUAAAAGGCCUUUCUAUAUAGAGCCCACAAACAUCGUCAAUGUGAAUGAUGCCAUUCAGAGAGUUAGCGACCAUGCUUCUGCCAUGAACAAAAGGAUUCAUUACUACAGCCGGCUCACUGCUCCUGCAGACAAGGCUUUGAAGACGACAGAACUCAGACCCAAGAGAACUAUUGCCCCAGAUCAUGUAGUUCCAGCACUAGAGGAGUGCUAUGUGUAUAGUCCACUGGGUUCUGCUUAUAAACUAGAAAGUUACACUGAAGGAUACGGUAAAAACUCCAGUUUGGUAACCAUUUUUAUGAUUUGGAAUACCAUGAUGGGAACAUCUAUACUAAGUAUUCCUUGGGGCAUAAAACAGGCUGGAUUUACUACUGGAAUGUGUGUCAUCGUGCUGAUGGGCCUUUUAACACUUUAUUGCUGCUACAGAGUAGUGAAAUCACGGACUAUGAUAUCUUCAUUAGAUACCACUACCUGGGAAUAUCCAGAUGUUUGCAGAUAUUAUUUUGGCUCUUUUGGGCAGUGGUCAAGUCUUCUUUUCUCCUUGGUGUCUCUCAUUGGAGCAAUGAUAGUUUAUUGGGUGCUUAUGUCUAAUUUUCUUUUUAAUACUGGAGAAUUUAUUUUUAAUUUUAUUCAUCACAUUAAUGACACAGAUUCUGUACUGAGUACCAAUGAUAGCAACCCUGUGAUUUGUCCAAGUGCCAGUAGUGGUGGCCAUCCUGACAAUAGCUCUAUGAUAAUUUUCUACGCCAAUGAAACGGGAGUCCAACAGUUUGAAAAGUGGUGGAAUAAGUCCAAGACAGUGCCCUUUUACCUCAUAGGGCUCCUUCUGCCACUGCUCAAUUUCAAAUCGCCUUCAUUUUUUUCAAAGUUUAAUAUCCUAGGCACAGUAUCCGUGCUCUUUUUGAUUUUCCUUGUCACCUUGAAGGCUGUUCGCUUGGGAUUCCAUUUGGAAUUUCAUUGGUUUACACCAACAGAAUUUUUUGUACCAGAGAUAAGAUUUCAGUUUCCACAACUGACGGGAGUGCUUACUCUUGCUUUCUUUAUUCAUAAUUGUAUUAUCACACUCUUAAAGAACAACAAGAACCAAGAAAACAAUGUGAGGGACCUAUCCAUUGCUUAUAUGCUGGUGACAUUGACUUAUCUCUAUAUUGGAAUCCUAGUUUUUGCCUCAUUUCCUUCACCGCCAUUAUCCAAAGAUUGCAUUGAGCAGAAUUUUUUAGACAACUUCCCUAGCAGUGACAUCCUGUCCUUCAUUGCAAGGAUAUUCCUGCUGUUCCAGAUGAUGACUGUGUACCCACUCCUAGGCUAUUUGGCUCGUGUCCAGCUAUUGGGCCAUGUCUUCGGUGACAUUUAUCCUAGCAUUUUCCACGUGCUGGUUCUUAAUCUAAUUAUUGUGGGAGCUGGAGUGAGCAUGGCGUGUUUCUAUCCAAACAUAGGAGGAAUCAUAAGGUAUUCAGGAGCAGCAUGUGGCCUGGCCUUUGUAUUUAUAUAUCCAUCUCUCAUCUAUAUAAUUUCCCUCUACCAAGAAGAACGUCUGACAUGGCCUAAAUUAAUCUUUCACGUUUUCAUCAUGAUUUUGGGCCUGGCUAACCUGAUCGUUCAGUUUUUUAUGUGAAAUACUCAACUGUUUUCUUAAGAUCUUUCAUGGUAUUUUGAGCUUUGACAACAGUUCCACAUAAAUUCACUUGUAAAUGCUAUUGUUGCUGUAAUUCUAAAUGUUUUCCUAAGAAACAGGCAGUUCCCGGGUUACGAACGUCCAACUUACAACCGUAGUUAUGAACUAACCCCCAUAAAGCCUGUUAUAUUAAAAAUCUAAGGUACAUACAAUGGUUUGUAUAACAAAUGGGCGCUACUUUUAGACACGUAUCAAAGCAUUAUUAUUAUUAUUAUGUUAAGAUGUUUUAGUAUAUCCGGAAGUGUUUCUUUAAUGUUUUUUAUGCAUAGAAAGGUACACUAUAUACUAUGUACUAAGACAAACAUUUGACUAACUGACAACUUAACGUACAAAUUCUUCUUAAAGAUAGAUUAAGGAACGGAACUCGUUCAUAAUCUGGGGACUGCCUGUAAUCUGAAAGCAAGAGGAAAAAAAGUAGUCCACUAAUAAGUAUUUUUAUUAAAGUGGGGAAAGGAGCAAUAAGAAUGAUCUUAGUCUCUUCACCUUUCUCAUAUUCACUCACCUCUUCAUUCUCAUUUUCUUUUCUGAGUAGAAAAGUGCGUUCUAGGAAAAAUUAUAUUAGGUUUUCCUUUGGGAGAUAUGAAGUGGUUGGGUUUGUUUUGGCCGCAAUAAAGAUUCUCAGGGUGUUACAACAUAUUACCAGAUCUUGUUUCUGUUUGAUAUUUCACUGUAUUCACUUUCAUUUAAUAAUGUACUUGAAUGUUUUAACACAUGGAAAACUGAUUUUUGCCCAUUUAAUGAUGAAUAAGACAAAGAAUGCGUUAUUUACUAAACUAAAAAGCAAUGUAUAUCUUUGCUUUUGUUUUCGUGAUAAUUAGAACCUCCAGAAUCCUGUAUUAGACUUCUGCUGAAUGAUUUUGCCUUCUUGAUUUUCUUGCCAUGAGACCAACUCCUUUGGCCUGUUAUUUGACUUGGUUAGAGAACUCUUUGUGUAUGAGCGUGUAUCUCCUUGCUUACACAUUACAAUGAUACGAACUCAUUCAGAUCACAUCACUGUUAAUUUUAGACUUUCUUUCCUGUCAUCUCUUUGAAUUUUCUCAUUUUUUUUUUCCAUUUCUUUUGCUUUGAUGUGGUUAAAUCUUAGUUGCUUUGGAUUUAGCUUAUUUAACAUACAACUGAGGGCAUUAUAAAGUUGUUUAGCAUGAUCUUCCUUAGAAAGCCUCUGGGUGCUAAUACUAAACCAAGAAGAAUAAAGAAAAUAUAACUUUAGUUUAGCAUCUGUGGGUGAUCAUCAUAAUUCAGUUUCAUCAUCACAUCCAAAAAAAUAUAUUUAGAGUAGGAAAUAAAUCGAUACAUAAAAAAGGACUAUAUUAAAGGGAAAUAUUCACUUUAUUUGCAUUAAGUGUAUUUUGCAAAUACAAUGUAAUGGCAGCUAUUAAAUGUAGAAGAAUUUUCUGUUUCUAUUUGGAGUUCAUUUGGAGAAAUUUUGAUUCAUGUUUAGAUUUGUUCAUUUCUAUAAAUAAUUGCAUAAACUACAAUGUUCAGUGCUUUGGAGGAGACAAAGAUGUUUAAGACAUCAUUCAUAUCCUAAAAGAACUUUCAGUCGGGUAAAGGAACCAUGUACAUAAUUAACUAUAAUGCAAGGCAGUAUAUUCUGAGGACUGAUAGGGAGAAACAAGCAGCUCCCUUCCGAGUGGAAUCAUCAGGGAGGGUCGUCGGUAAAGGAACCUGAGAGGUAAAGCAGCAAGGGCCCAUUUUCAGGCUCCUCCUAAUAAUUGUCCAAAAUGUUAGAUAUUUGGUACAUUCACCAUCAAAUUGAAUCACGUUAAGUAAUUGGUUUUAUUUUGGCAAAUUUCCUCUAAGUUUUAUGAGAUGUAUUUAACUGCUUCUGUAUACUAUUUAUUGUUUUCUUUGUAUUCUAAUGUACUUUGCGUUCAUGUCUGUGAAUCUUGGGCAGCAAAGCACAACUGGUUAAUAGGAUAAAUAAUUAGUACCAUAUUAGGCAGUAAAAACAGAAAGAUUCUGUAAUAUAUUUUCUCCAAAGUCUUGACUUAUUUAAAUAUUAGUGUUUAAAAUGUCAAAUGUUUGAGCUUGUUGAUAAGAGCAGAAAAUAUUGAUGCUGCAUGUUUUCGUUACAAAACACUAACCUAUUGCUUUUUAGAAUCUAGUAGUAUUGGUUUUUUUUAACUCAAUUUCCUCCCAAUUUGAAUGUGUAGAACCAAAUCCAAAUCUAAUUAACACCUGAACAAUAGAAUGUUGCAUUAGUUUGUGAUCCAAAGUGAAAUUAAUCCCCCCACAUGGGUACAAUCUGGCCUGGCUGGCACCAGUUUUACAGUUGACUGCCGCCCUAAAUUUGAGAUUAUGUAAACACAUACUGCAAAACUGCUCUGACGGGAACCUCAUAACCUAAACAGUGUUCUCUGAAAUGUAAUUUGUUGUUUUUUUAUAUAAAAAAGAAGAAGUUAAACCAAAAUUAUUUUGAAGGAAAACAUGUCUUGAGUUUUGUUUAAUUACAUUUUGCUGGGAAAUGCUGUUGCCUCGGCACCGACCCCAGGGCAGGAGGAAGCUGGAUUCCAUCUUCUGCAGGGUCAAACUUCACAGGCGACUUUGCGCCUGUGUCUCACAUCAGACCCUAAAGAGCCCUCCCUAGUGUUCUGAUCCUAGAGGAAGGCAUAUGUCACAUUAUGUUUAUCGAAACCUAAAAUGAUCAUCCCUUUGUGACAGUAAACUGCAGUGACCUCUCCCUCUGAGAACAUUUUAGAAUGAAUGUGACAAUUUAGAUUAGUGUAGUCCAGUUUCUGGCAGAGAUUGGUAUCAUAAUCUUCCAUUUAAAUCAAUAAAGAGCUCUAAAUUUAUGCCUUCCGUAAGUAAAAUUACUUUUUUUUUUU
Trichechus manatus latirostris (Florida manatee) is the source of this 5089-nucleotide messenger RNA. RefSeq names its product solute carrier family 38 member 9 (gene SLC38A9). Gene Ontology annotation, biological process: amino acid transmembrane transport. Lineage: Eukaryota; Metazoa; Chordata; Mammalia; Sirenia; Trichechidae. The coding region runs from base 483 to 2201 and encodes 572 amino acids. The record is from RefSeq and is a predicted model, not a curated record. Gene Ontology annotation, molecular function: L-amino acid transmembrane transporter activity. The transcript has 17 exons.